Messenger RNA from Cydia amplana, 765 nucleotides. RefSeq names its product protein SGT1 homolog (gene Sgt1). The record is from RefSeq and is a predicted model, not a curated record. The transcript has 6 exons. The coding region runs from base 99 to 743 and encodes 214 amino acids. Lineage: Eukaryota; Metazoa; Arthropoda; Insecta; Lepidoptera; Tortricidae. Gene Ontology annotation, molecular function: protein-folding chaperone binding.
UGUCAACUGACAGUUCCAGAAAAAACUAUUUUUGUCGGAUGCGGUGCUAGAAAUUUCCAAACAUUCGUUGCCCACGGGAGAGAUUAAAAGUCCCGAACAUGACUGAUACAGCAGAAAAUACUAGUGCAGCUAAGCCAAAAAUCAAGCAUGAUUGGUACCAGACAGACGCACAGGUGGUGGUCACCAUCCUCCUCAAGAAUGCACCCGCUGACAAGGUGAAAGUGCAUUAUGGAGACCGCAGUCUCUCGCUGUCCGCCCCGCUACCAAGCACAGACGCCGAAUACAGUCUAGAAUUAGAACUAGCACACGAGGUUAUUCCUUCCAUGAGCGCCCACGUAGUGUCACCGUCCAAGAUAGAAGUGAAGUUAAGAAAGAAGGAAGGUCUCCGAUGGGCCAAGCUAGAAGGAGAGGGUAAUGAGGAGAAAGUGAAAGCUAUUCCACAGGCCGUCAUAGAUGCUUCUGGGCCUCCUGCGCCGCGAAAGAUAUACAAAAAGGACUGGGAUAAGAUUGAGAAAGAGAUUAAGAAAAUGGAGGAAGAGGAAAAGCCAGAAGGAGACGCGGCGCUGAACGCGCUCUUCCAGAAGAUAUACGGCGAGGGGUCGGAUGAAGUGCGGAGGGCUAUGAACAAAAGCUUUGUUGAGUCCGGAGGCACUGUGCUCAGCACGAAUUGGAACCAGGUCGCCAAGGACAAGGUGGAGGUCAAACCGCCCGACGGACUCGAGUUCAAGAAGUGGGACGAAUAGACAACUGUACCAGAGACAACAU